ACCUUCAAAACCCCUUGUGAAUUAGUGCGUGUUUAUAUGUAAUUAAAGAACGACGUAUCUCCCAUUCGGGCGAUAAAUUUAGAAUUAUAAUAAAAGUUAUGUAAUGUUUUUCCUGCACUGGACAAUUGUUAUCAAAGGCAUGUACUGAAGUUAUCGCUUAAUUAUUGACUCGUGUAAAGUAUACGCACGCGCGUGCGACUGCUUACUUAUCACUGCAAGCACUGUCGACGCGAAUCCGGCGGAAACCAUGCACAGGAAAACAGCUUUCAUUGGACGAUGACUAUCAUUUUUGAUCAGCCAACUGGAAUGAAGAAUCAAAGGCCCGUUUAAUCAAAUCCGACGUGCGAACGUAACCAACAAGAUGUUUCACUGGGACGUAAAUUAUAAAAAGUCACACGGGUUGUGCAGAUUGCUGAAAUCGUUUUUUCCCUUGGUGGCAAAUUAAAGCAGCAAGGCCUAGAGUCGCGUUUGAAUACCAAUGUAUUCGUUUCCACGCUACGCUUCUUCCGUCUCCUUCAAUUUUUUCUUUUGUUCUUGCAUGCUUUUUAUAUCACGAAACCUUUCUCACAGAGGCGAACGAUCGAAAUUUGCUAAAUCAUACUGUCUUGCAGAUUUUCUGUAAAGCUUUCUUAUGAUAUUCCUCCUCCGUUUUGAAUUUAAGUGUUUGCCUUCGAUCUCGGGUUUCUAUCAACUUCGUAACGCAUGUUUUGCUGAUCUUGGUGCUAAGUGUGGUACAUUUAAAGUACAUAGUUACGUUACUAACCAUGAUACCGCGUUAUCAGUGCGCGUUUAUCAACUGAAGCUAAAAUUCAUGAAUUGUAGUUAAAUUUAAUAGUGUCAGAGUUUAUAAAUAUAAUAAACGAUCGAUUCGUAGGCAACGUAUAGGUAGGUAAAUAUAAAUUUUAAUAUCUGGUAUUUGGUAUCGUGAUUAUGCUUUUCAGUGUAAUUCUCACUUUAAUAUCGGAUAUUAGGAUUUUUAUUCGGUAUUCGUUGAUGAAUUUAUCGGAUAAGUAUAGCUUGAUACACCUUCGCGUUCGUAGAAUAUUACGAUAAAUUGCUUUAUCCUCGAUCCCUGGCUUUCUCACAUUAAAUUGGAUGAAUCGUCAUUCAUUCUUAUACCUAACAGAAGCUAGAUUUUCAAGUAUAAGUAGGUACAUGUAUUUGAUAACUGGCUACCAUUUCGUCAUAAAUUAUCAAAUUUGCGCAAUUGACAUCGCUUUACUAGAUAUUUUCCAAGAUUAUUAUUCAUCUAUGAGUUUAGUUUUCAUUUCAAAGUGUGAAUUCAUAGAGAAAGUAAUAUAUCAACCUACUUACUUAUCAAAGCCUAUUUACAACUUCUUCCCGCAUUUUUUUUCACAGACCUGUAUUAAAAUAUCUGUACUGCCCUUUUAAAGUGAGAAUGAUAAUCACGUAACAACCGAAAAUAAUUAAGCAGACUUCUAUAAGUAUUUAUUAAUAAUGCAAACAAAAUGGAAUAUCUCUCACACUUUGCAUAAUUACCAAUUGUCACUCUAUGUAAAUAUAGCGUAUCACUUGGAUCUUCGACCAGCAUUUCACUUCACAUACAACCGUACCAGUAGAGAAUAUCGAUCAAUAAUGCUGUAAAACUUUGACCGCCAGUUUUUGUUUAAAGUAGCAGUAAAAUCGUGGCAGAAUGUUUAAGCGGUUGUCAAAAUCAAGGCGCCAUAGUGCCGACGACGUGGCCCUUUCGUUGUCGAGCCCGACGACCCUGGACGAGCCACCGGGGACGUCGACGCCGCGGGACAACUGUCAGAGCAUCAGCCCAGCCGCCCUGCUGAGGGUUUCGAGGACGAAGUACACCAGGAGAAGCUGCGGGGACGCGAGCGCCAUGCAAGCGUUGCUCGCCACUAAGCAGGAACAGGAGCAAGACGUCGUCGAGGCCGAUUAUCAAAUGGUCACGGCCGUUCCUGCGUUCAUCGUCGAACACGAGCCCGAGAAACAGCGUGGCUCGAGUUUUGGAGUCUGGGGUCGUAGAAUGAGCAAGAAGAUAGAUUCGUUCCGGCGGGCUGGUUCCCGCGAAACGAUCUGCUCCAUUUCCGAAAGGUCCGACGCCGGAAGCGGUAGCGCUAAUAACAAUAACAGUUGCACGGCAGCUAGCAAUAACAAUAUUAGCCCGAAAACGGACAAGUCAGUGCCAGAUCUGAAGCAAGAUAGCAAACUAGAAAAGAGAAUACCGGGAACUUUCCAUAGAUCACCUUCUCCCUUUAAAUCGUUCUUCAUCCGCAUGGGUUCCACGGGAAUGCUCAACUCGGCGAGAAGUAACAGACGUUCUCAAAACAUGGACGAGAGACUAAAGACCACCGAGAAGGAAAAUUUGUUUAGAAGUUGUAGCACUAGUCAGCUGAACACCAGCCCGACUUACGUAAAGGGAGACGACCCCUCGGAAGGGAUCGAUUUACAGAUCUCGAACCGCAAGGAUAAAACCGUAUCUUGCGACAAUCUAGCGGAUCGUCAAAAUGACGACGCGUUCGACGAGCAUAUCGGAGACGCUACCGCGAGCUUAUAUUCCCUGGGAAACCCAUCGAUAACGAGCUUCAGUCCCUGUGACUUUGGUCAGUCCCGAAACGAAUCGCCGAUGCGGAAGAGCAGUAGCUGUGACUUCAAGGAAGCCAAGAAGUCUAGCUUUCCGUACGCUUUCCUACGGUCGAAACUAUCCGUCCUACCCGAGGAACGUCACAGUACGUUCGCCUCUAAAGAUGAACGACUGUUCAAGACUGCCUCUGAGGAGCAUUUUCCCGCGUUAAAGAUCGAGGAUACGUAUACCGGAACGACCACGCUUGGACGUCGUCGCACCAGGAACGGCAACUUGGCCAGAGGAAAUCCGAACAAGUCUCAGGAACAGCCCACCUCGAAAAACGGACGGAACUCGUACACUGAGUUUCGGAGGAGUUCGAGCAGAUGCGAGGAUAGGUACAGUCUAAACCCUGGUCAUUUGGAGAGGAUUGACGACAACUUCCAGCAGGAAGACACGGGCUGCUACAAUUCGUACGAUAGCAGUCCGAUGUCCCUUCGAGGUAACGCGACUGUUCAACAUCCAGAAACUGGUCAGGAUAGAGUCGACUUUGCCGGAAGGAUCAACGAGUCUCGAUUUUCCGAGACAUCCUCGUUAAACGUAGACCUAGACAUGGUGGCAGCGUUGAGGAGCCACAGACGGAACUCCGCGCCCAGUGGUGAGCAGAGGCUUUCCUCUCAUUACGUCAGCUCGAACGAGUCUGGCUACGACAGUGAUGGGCCUAGAGGAGAGUCAGCGGCAGCUUCGGAAAAUGAAGGUUUAAGUUUGAAGUGUACGGAUAGUUCGGAUACUAGCAGCGUGGUCGAUUCGGAACUGGAGAAGCCUAUCAGGAGCUCUACUCCCAGCGAGUGCCAAGAACAGGAGAACAGCAACGAUACCAGGAUGAGAAAGCUUUCCGAGGCAGAUGUCGUUCGGGCUGGCACGUCUGAGUUGAACGACGGUAUAGACGGGCUUAGGUGGCAUCAGAGUAAUUCGGGGAGAUUGCUACCGAGCAUUCAUCAGACGUACGACGAUGUCACGAUGAAUUCUCAGUUUCCAAUUUGCGGGAACGGGCUGACCGCGUUGCAAAGUUCACCAAAAUCGCUGGAUAUCUCACCGCAUCGAAUGAGAUUACAACAAGACAAGAGUAGGUUUCUCAGUGACAUAAUUCAACCACCGAAGAGGGUUAGACGAUGUCGAUUGGUACAACUGAACAAGAGAGAUCCAAAAGAAAAUUUGGGCAUCCGCUUGGCGCAGCAACGUUUAGGCGAGUUGCGGUAUAUCGUUGUUCAGUUGGAAAGUGAUGGAAUAGCGCAUAGAGACGGAAGACUAAGGCUUGGUGAUGAGAUCGUCGAGGUUGAAGGGAAGGAGCUGAGGACGCUGGAAAGCCUGGAGGAGGUCCAAGAGUUUCUAAGAUCUUUCACCGGUAACAAAAUACGUCUGAUGACCGCGUUCGAGGAGACAGUGCCACAGGUGUAUGUCAGCCCUCCGACUUUACCUGGGGAGUACGAGUACCUGGAAAAUGCAAAGAAUCUUUCGAAUCUGUCGUUGAUCGACAGUGAAACGAGGCAAACUGUACAAUCGAAUCAAUCGAGCACACCUGCUGCGGACGAAGGCAUUCAGUCGACGAAGAGGCCGGACUUUCUGCCGCUUUCUUGCAUGUCCAAAGAACGGAAGGGCGUGGAAAGUAAUUUGGAAUCGACGAUAGAGCCGCAACAUUAUUUAUCGAGACACAUUGCCAAAUUCGAGAAGGGCUACGGCAAGCCUAGUCUCGGUUUCAGCGUGGUGGGUGGCAGAGACAGCCCUCGCGGUGAAAUGGGCAUCUUCGUGAGGAGGAUUUUCCCCGGUGGUCAAGCUGACGUCUCCAAGUCGCUGUUCCAAGGUGACGAAAUCCUAAGUUUAAAUGGAAAGGUGCUGCGUGGCUACACACACCAAGAAGUUAUCGAAUUGUUCAAAGCAGUAAGAGAAGGCCCAGUUGAAUUGGAAAUCACAAGGAGACACAGGUAUCCAAAAAGUACGCAAAAAUCCGCGCCGUGCUGAGAAGGAGGCAACGUGGACGAAGCUGCCCACAGGAAGUGCUCUUUCGGUUUAACUCUAAGCGAUUUAGUGUUCGCUGCAUACGAAGUUUUAGGAUUCUAGUCUAUCAGAACGAAUCUUUGAUCUUUGAUGUUUGUUUCAAUUAAUUUAUUUACUGCGGUGCCGCAGUUGCGUAGGAAUUAUGUGUAUUAUCAAAUUAUUAUUAUUAUUAUUAGUUAUUAUUGACUAUUAUUAUAUAUUAUUUUUAUUAUUAUGUUAUUAUUAUCAUGACUGUAAGAUUUUAUAGAGAUACGUUACAGCAGCGUGAAUUCAUUGUAUACGAUUUCUGACAUUAUUAUUAUUAUUAUUAUUAUUAUUAUUAUUAUUAUUAUUAUUAUU
Messenger RNA from Bombus pyrosoma, 4927 nucleotides. RefSeq lists its product as uncharacterized. The transcript is spliced from 7 exons. The record is from RefSeq and is a predicted model, not a curated record. Gene Ontology annotation, molecular function: protein binding. The coding region runs from base 1655 to 4552 and encodes 965 amino acids. Lineage: Eukaryota; Metazoa; Arthropoda; Insecta; Hymenoptera; Apidae.